AUGGUCACGAUUUUAAGGAGGGUUGACCAUAGAUUCACCUCCUCUUCAUCUAGUUACAAGGAGCCCGUGACUCAACAUCACAACAUCUUCUCCUUGAAAAAGCUGGGUGAGAUGCACUACUUUCUUGACAUUGAAGUAGUUAUAACCCCAAAUGGAUCAAUCACUCUCAAGCAGACAAAGUACAUCAAGGAUCUUCUGAUAAGAGCUAAAAUGAGCAAUGCAAAUCCUGUGCCCACCCCUAUGACUUCCUCACUGAAACUGUCUGCCUUUGGAGAUGGUUCAUUUAGCAAUCCAUCCCUGUACAAGUCCAUCGUAGGUGGUCUGCAAUAUGCCGCAAUCACAAGGCCUGAAAUAUCUUUUUCUGUGAAUAAGGUGGCAUAA
Arachis ipaensis is the source of this 381-nucleotide messenger RNA. The record is from RefSeq and is a predicted model, not a curated record. NCBI's taxonomy places the organism in Eukaryota, Viridiplantae, Streptophyta, Magnoliopsida, Fabales, Fabaceae.